AUGCAUGAGGCGUGCCCCUCCCCUUUCUUGAGAGUGUUCUCUGAGGUGCUUCCACCUCUUCCUUUUCUUGCCCUGCCAUCAAGCACUGAUGCCAUGGAGCCGAGACGCUGGCGGCCGAAGUUCUACAAUCCUUUUACGGAGCGGCGGAAGCUGACGAGCUAUUCGCCCGUCUAUCGCGGAUUUUUCCGUGUUAUGCCCCUCCACCGAUGGAGUCUAGACGACAUUCAGGCGGUUCUUGGCUACGCUGCAGUCAAACCCUCCCUUUUUGGCUUUCCAGACCAGCCAACUUGCAUUGUAAACACGGCGCAUUUUCUUCCCUCCCACCGCAGCCGAUCACGUGGGAUCUGGGUCUUUGGGGUGGAGAGAGGAUGUAAAAGCAUCAUUGUGCCUGCAUCAUGCAACACUGAACCGUUUGAUGCACUGGACGCAAAGCUGAUGGAGCCCCUAUUCCGAUGGAAUCCCGGUGUUGAGUACAUCUACCUUUCUCAGUUCUGCCAGCCGAUGGCGUCGCACCUGGUUCCGUAUCUACAACGCUGCACCCAACUGCGUAUACUCACGUUGGAAGGCUGGAACGAUGCGGCGGCGAUUCACCGGGUGGUUAUAGCAUGCAAACACGUGAAUGUUGUGGACGCCUUCUCUUUGGAUGACCCACCACGGGAAUGGAAGAAUGAAUUGGCUGUGCAGGCACUUAACACGUUGAUUGAGAUGCACCCUAAACUCAUCUGUGUAAAGGCGACGCGACUCUACCUUGCGGAUUGGUACGAAGCAACUCAGUAUUCGCGUUGCAAGCACAACAUUGCGCUUGUACCCUUCUCGUGUGACUUUGUGCUGCUGCACUACGGCUUGUUUUUGCUGCUUCUGUGUGUUCCAGCUUACUUUGCCUUCAGAGGUGUGUGGUGGCUAUUACAGGACACCUGCAGCCAAGCGUAUCUGUCCUUUUGGUCUGUCAUUGCUACUGUUGUUGUUUUUGUCGCAGCCAUUGCGCUAGAUAUGUCGGGAUGGCGUUCACGCGGCCGGGGUUGGGUACACAUGCAGAAGUAUUUUAUUUUAGCGAAGCGACGGUGGGAUAUCAUGAUGGGGUCGCACCACAAGUCCCUCGUCAUGCUUUGA
Trypanosoma grayi is the source of this 1110-nucleotide messenger RNA. RefSeq lists its product as hypothetical. The record is from RefSeq and is a predicted model, not a curated record. Lineage: Eukaryota; Euglenozoa; Kinetoplastea; Trypanosomatida; Trypanosomatidae. The transcript has a single exon. Bases 1 to 1110 code for a protein of 369 amino acids.